Molecule: messenger RNA, 492 nt
Organism: Caenorhabditis remanei
Lineage: Eukaryota; Metazoa; Nematoda; Chromadorea; Rhabditida; Rhabditidae
Exons: 4
Coding region: 1-492 (163 amino acids)
Source: RefSeq, a predicted model, not a curated record
AUGGUAAAAGCACAAAUGAAAAGAGUGGAUGAGUUGGCGACACCAUUCUUCAAAUUGUGUAUUUCUUCGAGUGUCAUUGAUUUGACCACCCUCUUCACCAACUAUUUCGGCGCCAUGUUCCCUAAAUUCGGUUUUUUCUCUGAUUUCUACCUCGAGCUCGAUGGAAUCUACGGUCACAUCUACUUUUCAUCGCCUGGAAUGUGGCUGGGGUACCGUCUACGGAUAGCAAUUGCUCUUCAGUUCAUUCCGGGGUUGUGUAUUGGAAUGUUCACGUUUUUCAAUACUACAGUACUCGUGGUCAAUGAGAAUGGAGGGGUAGUGCCGAAGUUUGUGAACGAUCUCUUUGCCUGUAUCAACCCUUAUCUUCUCUGGAUAUUUUCUGACUCUCUUCGAAAAUAUGUCCUAUUCAAGCUUGGACUUCGUAAGCAUGGAUCUGGAAUAACUACUGGAGUACCAAGAUUAACUAUGCAAUCGGUGGUUCCUGUUUCUUGA